CCUAGCCACUGACCAUCCCAUCCCAUCCAUGUGCCACUCUGUCUCACCCCCUCUUUUAAUAUCUCUCCCUCUCUCUCGCUGACUCUCUCUCUCUCUCCUCUCGCUCCUCUCUCUGUCUCCAUCCAUUCCCUGCUAGGGAUGCGGCUGCCAUAGCAACUGCUGAGUCACUCCCGGCUCUCUGCUCUCAGCUGCCGUCCUCUAAUGUGAUUGUUUUAGUGAGGGUGGCACCCAGGCCCUCAGUCAUCCACCCUGUCUGCAUGCGUGAGCAUAUUGAUCAGAGUACUCCAACACGUACAUUUGUUGCAGUCGAUUCAGUCGAACGUAAAGAUCCAUCACUGCGGGUGUCGGAGCCAGAUGACCCUGGGGGAGCUCUACAGGCCAAACGGGAGCCUUUCAGAUGGGUAACUUUCCCACCACGGUGAAGCACUGCCUGAGCUACGAGGAACUAAUCCAGGAUUAUCCGUGGCUAGCACGCUGGCUGCAGGAGGAGAAGCGAGCUUUAACACAUGAAUACCCCGAGUAUGUUAAAAUUGUUGAAGUCGGGCCAAGAGACGGACUUCAAAAUGAAAAGGAAAUGGUUCCAACAGGAGUCAAAAUUCAGCUGAUAGACAUGCUCUCGGAAACAGGCCUGCCUGUGAUCGAGGCCACCAGUUUUGUGUCUUCAAAGUGGGUACCGCAGAUGGCGGACCACACUGAAGUACUUCAAGCCAUCCACAGAUCUUCUCAUGUCCGUUAUCCAGUUCUGACACCCAACAUGCAUGGCUUUCAGGAUGCUGUUGCAGCUGGUGCUACUGAAGUGGCCGUGUUUGGGUCUGCAUCUGAGACCUUCAGUAGGAAAAACAUCAACUGCUCUAUAGAUGAGAGCAUUCUGAGGUUCGAGGAAGUCAUUUGCACUGCCAAACAACGACAGAUUCCAGUCCGUGGAUAUGUUUCUUGUGCACUAGGAUGUCCAUAUGAGGGACCCAUUGAAUCCACUAAAGUUGCAGAGGUGGUGAAGAGGUUGUAUGAACUGGGCUGCUACGAAGUGUCUCUGGGGGAUACUAUCGGCGUGGGGACCCCAGGCUCCAUGGCCAAGAUGUUACACAGCGUCAUGAAGGAGGUACCCAGCAGCGCUCUGGCCGUUCACUGCCAUGACACUUACGGCCAGGCCCUGGCCAACAUCCUAACCGCACUGCAGAUGGGGAUUUGUACAGUGGACUCGUCUGUAGCAGGUCUGGGAGGGUGCCCAUAUGCUCAGGGUGCCUCUGGCAAUGUGUCAACAGAAGAUGUUCUCUAUAUGCUCCAUGGGAUGGGCAUUAAAACCGGAGUGGAUCUCUCCAAAGUAAUUGAAGCAGGUGACUUCAUCUGCAAAGCCUUAAACUGCAAGACCAACUCCAAGGUAGCCCAAGCGAGAGGCGAUUACUCUGUGCAUUGCCGCAUGAAGAAGAUAAAUACUUGACACCUUGUCCUUUUGAACAUUGUUCCUUUUCAUGCUGCAUAUAGAUAGCAAAUUAUACAAUACAAAGUGCACUAUACUUCAUUUUUUGGACAAAAAUGUAUAGCCAUUUAGCAGAGGCACUUUAUUAAAGCGUUGCUGGAUAAGGCCUACUUAAAUUAAAGAAAUAACUGUAAACUUUUUAAACCAAAUAACUUGUAUCACUGUAUAGUCUGUCUGAUAGGAGGUAAAAGAGAUGACUCCUCACUAAGUUGUGAACGUUAUUCAUGAUGUUUCUGUUUGGGGUCUCUUUCCAUUCAUUUCCAGCUCAAUGUGGUUACAAUUAGACAAGGGGACCUGAGAGGGUUAAGGGAGUCCUGCUGGGUUUAAAACCAGUGUGGGUCGAUCAUUAUCUCCCUCAAAAUGUAUUUUCAUUUCCUAAGUCGCUUGCUCUGUCAAGAUGGAAGUAUGUCUGCCUUCACAUGUGAAAUAUGUAUUUGUUUUCUCUCUCUUCAUCCUUCUCACCAGUGCAUGACCCCAUUCCAUAAGUUGGAUAAGGUCAUUCAUUAAUUACAUUUUGUAGAGUUAAAUGGACAGUAUUCAGCAGCUUUAUGUUGAACUAUUGUAUUUGCAAUAGUCAGAAGGGACAAAUGUAUUUUAGCUGGUGAAGCAUCUCAUCCGCUACUUUUGGUAGAAGUAGGCCUGCCAAUAUCUAUAAGAACACUGAACAAUAUCAAAUAUUGGUAAAUUAAAUCCCAACAUUAACUUUGUUAUAUAACAAAGCAUUUAACCUCCCUUCCAGUAGACAGUCCUCCUUUUUAAAUGCCUUGCUCUUGCAGAUAAGUUGAGCAAAUGUCAAUAUCCAUAAGUAUUUUAUUAAUUUGCUUUUUAAUAGUAAUGAAUGUAGUAUUAUGUAUUGUGUAUUAUGUGACAGUGCUAUAAUAAUAAGUAAUAUAUUGAA
Molecule: messenger RNA, 2375 nt
Organism: Salvelinus fontinalis (brook trout)
Lineage: Eukaryota; Metazoa; Chordata; Actinopteri; Salmoniformes; Salmonidae
Product: 3-hydroxy-3-methylglutaryl-CoA lyase, cytoplasmic-like
Exons: 9
Coding region: 398-1438 (346 amino acids)
Biological process (GO): L-leucine catabolic process; ketone body biosynthetic process
Molecular function (GO): hydroxymethylglutaryl-CoA lyase activity
Source: RefSeq, a predicted model, not a curated record